AUGUGGAGUGGCAGGUACGAGUGGGUCGCCAGGGCACGCAUGCUCUGUCCCAUCGGGGAGGGAGGUAAGGGGACUCUGAGUGUCAUUCCUGACAGAUCUCAGUUCUUUGAAUAUGAGUCUGUCUCUCUGAGCUGUGAGGUUCAGGGGAACUCGACUGGAUGGAGAGUGAUGAGGAACGCAGAGAGAGGAAACCUUUCAGAGUGUAGUACUGACUGGGGAAAACAACGGGGGUCUUCAUGCAACGUGUCACUAACACCAUCAGACAGUGGAGUGUACUGGUGUGAGUCUGGGUCUGGAGAACACAGCAAUGCUGUCAACAUCACAGUACAUGAUGGAGCUGUGAUCCUGGAGAGCCCUGCCCUUCCUGUGACUGAGGGAGAUUCUGUGACUCUGCGCUGCAGAUAUCAGGGAACUCCUUCUGACCUCACAGCUGUUUUCUACAAAGAUGGAUCCCUCAUCAGGGCUGAGUCUUCAGGAGAGAUAACCAUCCCUGCAUUAUCCAAGUCAGAUGAAGGACUCUACAAGUGUUCCAGCUCGAAAGGAGAAUCACCAGAGAGCUGGAUGACUGUGACAGCUGGGGGCUCUACCCCAUCCUCCUCCCCUCCCUCCUCCCUCCCCCCCCUCUCUCCUCCUCCCUCUGUCUGUCUCUGGGUUGGUGGCUGCUCUCUCCAUCUCUCUGAUCAUUCUACUGGUCCUGUUCUGCAAGAGGAACAAAGAUGUAGCAGCUGAACGCAGAGAUGUUACGUAUGCUGACGUUAGAAUCAUACAGGAACCAGAACCCAGGAGAAGGAGAGAGAAGUCUCCAGGAGCUGAUCCAGUCUACUCUGCAGUGAAGACCUCCAACACCACAGUUCCAGGUGGAUCCGGUCCAG
Molecule: messenger RNA, 872 nt
Organism: Oncorhynchus masou masou (cherry salmon)
Lineage: Eukaryota; Metazoa; Chordata; Actinopteri; Salmoniformes; Salmonidae
Product: high affinity immunoglobulin gamma Fc receptor I-like
Exons: 6
Coding region: 1-729 (242 amino acids)
Biological process (GO): cell surface receptor signaling pathway
Cellular component (GO): plasma membrane
Molecular function (GO): transmembrane signaling receptor activity
Source: RefSeq, a predicted model, not a curated record